This is a messenger RNA of Monopterus albus (swamp eel), 2646 nucleotides long. Its product is annotated as extracellular calcium-sensing receptor-like. Gene Ontology annotation, biological process: G protein-coupled receptor signaling pathway. The record is from RefSeq and is a predicted model, not a curated record. The transcript is spliced from 12 exons. Gene Ontology annotation, cellular component: plasma membrane. Bases 1 to 2646 code for a protein of 881 amino acids. Gene Ontology annotation, molecular function: G protein-coupled receptor activity. Lineage: Eukaryota; Metazoa; Chordata; Actinopteri; Synbranchiformes; Synbranchidae.
AUGUCUGCAUCCAUGUGUUGGUUGCCCUGGCUCUUGACCCGGUGGCCCUCCUCAGCCCUCUCUCUGCUGCUUCUCAGUGUAGUGGGCAAACAGACAGACCUGAAGGUGGUUCAGGCGAUAGUGUGUUCCCAGUGGGGUGCACCAAGGAAUGAGAGCCUCACUCAGGAUGGAGAUGUGAUUAUUGGUGGACUUUUUAACCUACAUUACAUACCUUCAGCUUUAGACCACGGCUUCACCAAGCCUCCACAUUAUGAACCUUGCACUGGUUUAGAUCUGGAGCCAUUAAAAUAUAUGUAUGCUAUGGCUUUUGUGGUGGAAGAAAUCAAUCGUAACAGCACAUUGCUGCCAGGAGUGAAACUGGGCUACCGUAUAUUUGAUUGCUGUGGCCGAUACCCCUGGGGAUUGAAAACUGCACUGGACCUGGUUGGAGGAAGCAAACAAAACUGCAACUUAUCCACAUCUACGCCUCAGUCUGAAAAUUAUGAACAACCUGGACAAACAACAAACGGUCAGUCUGUUUCUUUGGUCAUUGGUGGUUCCUCGUCUACACUAGCAAUAAUUCUGUCAAGGAUUCUGGGGCCUCUCUCUAUCAGUUACUUGGCUAGUUGCCCAUGUCUCAGUGACCGGCAUCAGUUUCCGAACUUCUUCAGGACAAUCCCCAGUGAUAUUUACCAAGUCAGGGUCAUUGCACAACUGGCCAUACGAUUCCACUGGACUUGGAUUGGAGCUGUGCUUGAAAACACUGACUAUGGUCAACUUGCCUUACAGGUUUUUCACGAAGAGAUUACAGGUAAAGGGGUUUGUUUGGAAUUCAUAGAAACUGUCCGCAGUGAAACAAUUGUGAGUGAUGCCAGACGUGUUGCCCUCAUCAUUCAAGCUUCAUUUGCCAGGGUGAUUCUGAUCUUUUGCUGGUUCAUUGAUGUAAAGCAACUAUUUCUGGAACUGGCCACGAGAAAUGUGACUGACAGACAGUUUGUGGCCAGUGAGGCCUGGAGCACCAGUGAUGAUCUUCUCCAAGAUCCUGCCAUCUCAAAGGUGGCAGAUGGUGUUCUCGGUGUGGCCAUUCGAAGUUCAACAAUACCUGGAUUUGAAUAUUAUCUGAGAAAGUUGCACCCACUUCAGAGGCCUGAUGACGAAUUCCUGAGAGAACUGUGGGAAACAGAGUUUGGAUGCAGUCCUGAAGACAGGUCUCUUCAGAAAGCUUCUCUACCACCGUGCAAAGGUACAGAGUCCCUGGAGGGAGUGCAGCAUCCCUUCACUGACACCUCCCAGCUAAGGGUGUCAUAUAAUGUCUACCUUGCUGUUUAUGCUGCAGCCCACGCCCUUCACAGCCUUCUGUCGUGCCCCAGCAUAAACUCUCCCAGAAACAACAUUUCCUCUUGUUCCUCUCCAAAACACAUCAAGCCCAUAGAGCUGUUGCAGCACUUGAACAAUGUGACCGUCACCACACCACAAGGGGACAUGUUUUAUUUCCAUGGUGCUGACAUUCCAGCAACGUAUGACCUUGUCAACUGGCAGAACACUCCUGAGGGGCCCCUGAAACUCGUUUUGAUUGGUCGUGUGGAUGGAACUGACAUCCACCUUAAUGAGUCAGCUAUUCAGUGGAGCACAGGAUCCAAUCAGGUCCCUGUUUCAGUGUGCAGUGAGAGCUGCCCUCCAGGUACCCGAAUGGCCAACAGGAAAGGGGAACCUGUCUGCUGCUUUGACUGUAUCCCAUGUGCUGAAGGGGAGAUUAGCAACAAAACUGGUUCCCUUCACUGUGAGCGUUGUCCAUCUGAGUUCUGGUCCAACGUUGAACGAACUGCCUGCAUCCCUCCCCAGCUGGACUUCCUUUCCUUUAAUGAGGCUUUGGGUAUUACCCUGACUACAGCAGCUGUGUCGGGUGCCAUGGUGACAACAGCUGUGUUUGUGGUGUUUCUUUACUAUCGUCACUCACCUGUGGUGCGAGCCAACAACUCAGAACUGAGCUUCCUGCUUCUUCUGUCACUGAAGCUCUGCUUCCUGUGCUCACUGGUGUUCAUUGGUCGUCCAUCAGUCUGGUCUUGUCGGCUCCAGCAGGCAGCAUUUGGGAUCAGCUUUGUUCUUUGUGUUUCCUGCCUUCUGGUAAAAACCAUAGUGGUUCUGGCAGUUUUCCGCUCAGCUCGGCCUGGUGCUGAAGCCUUGAUGAAAUGGUUUGGGCCGCUCCAGCAGAGAGGAAGUGUCUGCUUCUUCACCUGUAUACAGGUUAUUAUCUGUGCCACCUGGCUUUUCCUCAGCCCCCCAGUGCCUAAACAUGAUUUGGGUUUCCAAGGGUCAAAGGUCACCUUGAAGUGUGCCAUGGCCUCUGUGGUGGGCUUCUCACUGGUACUGGGCUACAUUGGCCUGCUGGCCUGCACCUGCCUCCUCUUGGCCUUUCUGGCUCGGAAACUUCCUGAUAAAUUCAAUGAAGCCAAACUGAUCACGUUCAGCAUGCUGAUCUUCUGUGUUGUCUGGGUGACCUUUGUCCCAGCUUACAUUAGCUCUCCUGGGAAGUAUGUUGUUGCUGUGGAAAUCUUUGCAAUUCUUGCCUCUAGCUAUGGUUUACUGCUCUGCAUUUUUGCCCCAAAAUGUUUCAUCAUUCUUUUAAGACCUAAGAAAAACACUAAGAAACACUUGAUGUCUCGAUAG